Molecule: messenger RNA, 2371 nt
Organism: Engraulis encrasicolus (European anchovy)
Lineage: Eukaryota; Metazoa; Chordata; Actinopteri; Clupeiformes; Engraulidae
Gene: tmem38b
Product: transmembrane protein 38B
Exons: 6
Coding region: 332-1288 (318 amino acids)
Biological process (GO): potassium ion transmembrane transport
Cellular component (GO): membrane
Molecular function (GO): identical protein binding; potassium channel activity
Source: RefSeq, a predicted model, not a curated record
UCUCAUUGGUGCACGCGUUGCGCGUUUACCAAUCACAACGCUCCAAAUUGCAGCAUCUGCCAUGUUGAUGGUGGCUGUUUCAUCACUUGCUCGCGCUUAAACUACUGUACCUAUCCGGUCCCUGUUUAGAUCAGCUGGUGGACUACUACUUCUGACACUGUGGGACCUUUGGAACUGAAAUGCAGCUGUAGGUAAAGACUGGUGUGCCGUAUAUCUCCCUCAUGUUAUUGGAGGACGGAGCUGCUACGGGUGAAGUUGUAGCUUGAAACUGGGGCGACGUGACAAGAAUCAAGAUACAGGGAGCAAGCAACCUACAAACGGUUAAGGAAGAAUGGAUGUGUUAACGUUGCUGAAUUUGGAGGAACUCUCGAUUGGGCUGUCCAAUCUCCAGAUGUUCCCCCUGUUCGAGACGGCUCAUUAUAUCGUAUCAGUGAUGGCACUUCGCGAACAGCCAGGUGUGAUGGAGGUGGCGCACCGUAGUCCGUUAGCCUGCUGGUUCAGCUCCAUGCUGUUCUGCUUCGGAGGAGCCAUCUUGGCGGGCCUCAUGCUGGCCGAGCCCCCCGUCGCCCCCUUCUCCAACACCGUCAGCGUAAUGCUCGCCUCAGUGAUCUGGUACCUGGUGGUGUACAGCCCUCAGGACCUAUUCUACUCGGUCACCUCGGUGGCGCCGGUGAGGCUGGUCCUCACGGGUAUGAAAGAGGUGACGCGGACCUGGAAGGUGCUGGGGGGCGUCGUCCAGGCCCAGAAGAAGUAUGACGGGCUGCUGGUGAUGAUCGCCGUGGGCUGGGCCAAAGGUGCUGGUGGGGGUCUGAUGAGCAACUUUGAGCAGCUCGUGAGAGGCAUCUGGAAGCCGGAGACCAAUGAGCUGCUGAAAAUGACCUACCCAACCAAGAUCACUUUGAUCGGAGCAGUUCUGUUUGCCCUACAACAAAACCAAUACUUACCUCUGAAGAAGCAUCAUCUGAUGUUAAUCUACACAAUCUUCAUCGUCUCCAACAAGAUAAGGAUGAUGUUGACCGGAUCCUCUACCAGUCCGUUCGCCCACAUGGAGUCGGCUGUCUACCACACGCUCUUUGCCCGUCCCGCGGCCUACACUCCCCUGGCCGAGGAGCAGCCAGAGAGCUCCCCCCCAGCCAAGCCCCAGUCAGCCAGCAGCAGCUCCAAGGGCGCCACGUCAGCGGACACCGGCAGCAGCCUUACCAACAGGUCCAAGAGCAGCUCGGCCAAGGACAAGGCCGAGGAGAAGAAGGAAGAAACGAAAGAUGUAGCCAACAAGAAGGCAGACUAAUGUCUGAAUGCACAUUUCCACCUUUUAAUAGCUUUUGACCAUUAAUCCUGUUGUUUUUUAGUGAUUUGUUUGUUUAAAUGUGACAAAUCAAUGACGAUAUAUAUAUUUAAAAAAGCUAUAUUUUAUAUUGCAAUGAAAUUAAUUAAGCAUGUUUUUACCACUGCUUGAAUGCACAAAUGCAAGAACUUUUGAUGACAAACACUGUUUUCCUGAUUGUGUGAAAUCUUUACUAUGUAUAUUUUUUGGUGCACUCAAGAGAAAAUUUUAUGAAUUUUAUAAGAGAUGUCUUCUACUUCUAUACUGUAUAUUUUAUAUUAUUUAUAUACAACACAAAAUGUCUGUGCAUGGCAUGAUAUUUGCUGUCAUGAAUGUAGCACUCAAACAAUGUAUUCAUAAUUGAAUGAAAUGCCAUCAAACAAAGUAUAAAAAUCCCCUUGCACUUUACAUAGGUACUAAUAUGUACUUGCAUAUCCGUCUCUACAUGUGUCAUACUGUUAAAUUAUUAUUUAUGCAAAUGACAACAAAUCAGCAGUUUGUCUGUUUGUCUAAAUGGCCUUUCUUGCCGUGGGAGCAAAAUGUGACGGGGAAAAACUAACAAAAAAGGAUUCUGAUUCCCUUAAGUAGCUGUAAUUAACUGUGAUUAUUGUAUGUGGUAAAUGGCAAAAACUGUAUGACCUAAGUGUGCCCGAAAGGUAGAACAUUUUAGGGGAAUAAACACUGUUAAAAUAUUUCGGUGCUGCAAUUGGAAAGCAAAAUAUAUAUUUAUGAUUAUAUCUAAUAUAUAUAUAUUAUUAUAUAUAUUGUAUUAUAUACAUUCCAGUGCUGUUGUGAAGUUGAACGACACGGGCAGUCCACUGGGGGGAGUUAGGAGCUAUCUGUGUGAAUGGGACGUCUGGGUGCCUCUGCAUCCAUGCAUGCUUUUUAUUCUUUCUUUCUCUUUUUUUCUUUUUCUUUAUUGGUCAGGUCUUCCUUUUUGUUUCCUGUUCUUUUUGGAAAUCGUUGAUGCUGACCAUACCGUACGGUACAUGCAUGUGAUGGCAAGGAGUGAGCAUGGAUAAUAUUGAAUGAUAUUCCAAUAAAGCA